GAGGGAGCUAGCCCUGCAUAUGGCUAAGAACAGACCCCCUUGCUGAUGCAGUGGUGGAACUCGAGCCUCAACCCAGCGUGGAAGAAAUCCCACAAGGAGCAUCUACCUUGGCUUUUGUGUUUGAUGUGACUGGUUCAAUGUACGAUGACUUAGUUCAGGUCAUUGAAGGUGCCUCCAAAAUUUUGGAGACCUCUUUGAAGAGACCCAAGAGGCCACUUUACAACUUUGCACUGGUUCCCUUUCAUGAUCCAGAAAUUGGUCCUGUAACCAUUACCACAGAUCCUAAGAAGUUUCAGUAUGAACUCAGAGAACUAUAUGUUCAGGGAGGUGGUGACUGUCCAGAGAUGAGCAUUGGGGCCAUCAAAAUUGCUCUAGAAAUUUCUCUUCCUGGUUCAUUCAUCUAUGUAUUUACUGAUGCACGGUCCAAAGAUUACAAACUGACUCACGAUGUCUUGCAACUGAUUCAGCAGAAGCAGUCUCAGGUUGUAUUUGUUCUAACAGGAGACUGUGAUGACAGAGCACAUAUUGGUUACAAAGUCUAUGAAGAGAUUGCUUCAACAAGUUCUGGUCAAGUUUUUCACUUGGAUAAAAAGCAAGUUAAUGAGGUACUGAAAUGGGUGGAAGAAGCAGUACAAGCUUCCAAAGUUCAUCUCUUGUCUACAGAUCAUUUAACUUCAGGAGGAAGCUCUUGGCAAAUCCCUUUUGAUCCUAGUCUGAAAGAAGUUACAGUGUCACUAAGUGGUCCUUCUCCAGCAAUUGAAAUUCAUAACCCUUUGGGUUCACUUGUAAAGAAAGGAUCUGGCUUGAAUGAAUUACUGAAUAUUGAAAAUUCUGCUAAAGUAGUGAACAUAAAAGAUCCAGAGCCAGGAACAUGGACUAUUAAGGCAUCAAGUAGUGGACGGCACUCUAUUCGUAUCACUGGGCUUAGCAGUAUUGACUUCAGAGCUGGAUUUUCCAGGACACCAACCCUAGAUUUCAAAAUGACUUCUACCAGACCAGUACAAGGAAUACCUACCUACAUUCUGCUCAAUACGACAGGGAUCCAUUUUCCAGCUAGAGUAGAUCGUCUAGAACUGCUAAGUGUCACUGGAGACCCCCUCAAGACUGUUCCUGUGAAAUCGUUUCCUGAAAGGAACCCUUAUGGAAUCUGGAAUAUCUCUGACUUUAUUCCACCAGAUGAAGCCUUCUUCCUUAAAAUAACUGGCUACGACAAAGAAGGUUACCUCUUUCAGAGAGUUUCAAGUGUUUCAUUUUCUAAUAUUAUUCCUGGUGCUCCAAAAGUAAGCAUGCCCAAGAAAACCCCAGGAUACUAUCUGCAGCCAAGUCGCAUUUCUUGUCAUGUAGCCAGCCUCAUACCUUUUACUCUUCAUUUUAGUAGAAAUGGAAUUAAGCUGGGAAUGGAACAGUUUUUCAAAGAAUCUGCUAUUGUAAAUUGGGAGAUUGCCAAGGUAUCCCUGUUGGAUGAGGGCUACUAUGAAUGUAUUGCUAGCAAUACUGCAGGAACCGGACGUGCAGAGACAUUUUUGGAUGUAUCAGAACCCCCACCUGUCAUACAGGUUCCUAACAAUGUUACUGUCACUCCUGGUGAUAGAGCCAUUCUUACAUGCUUAACUAUGAGCACAGUGCGUUACAAUCUCACCUGGCACAGAAAUAACAGGGAUGUGAAACUCUUAGAGCCCUUGAGGAUGCGAACGAUGAGCAAUCUCUCUCUUGAAAUCAAAACAGUCAAACUGUCAGAUGCUGGAGAGUACAGCUGUGUGGCUUCUAAUGAAGGUGGUUUCACCAGGGCAUCUGUAUUCCUUACAGUGCAAGAACCACCCAAAGCUAUUGUAUCACCCAAGAACCAGUCAUUUACUGAAGGAUCUGAGGUGUCUGUCAGUUGUUCUGCAACAGGUUACCCAAAGCCCACUGUGGUGUGGACACAUAAUGAUAUCUUUCUCAUGGCGUCCCACAGGUACAGGUUAACUCCUGGAGGCACUUUGAUUAUAAAAAAUGCAGUUCCAAAGGAUGCAGGGAUCUAUGGUUGUUUGGCUAGCAAUGCAGCUGGAACAGUCAAAGAAACAGCUGUUCUCACAUACAUUGAGUUCCCUAGGGUGACUGUAGUCCAAAAUGAACUUCUGAUUGCUCUUGGAGACACCUCUAUCAUGGAAUGUAAAAGCAGUGGGGUCCCACCUCCAUCAAUUAAAUGGUUUAAAGGGGAUUUAGAGUUGAGGGCAACAGAGUUUCUUAUUAUUGACUUCUCUCGGGGUAUCCUGAGGAUUCAGGAAACACAAGAUCUGGAUGCUGGUGAUUAUAUGUGUGUUGCCACAAAUGAUGCAGGAACUGCAUCUGGUAAAAUCACUCUGGAUGUUGGUUCUUCUCCAGUUUUCACACAAGAACCUAGUGAUGUAUCUGUGGAUAUUGGCUCAAACGUAACAUUGGCUUGCUAUGUUCAGGGUUAUCCAGAACCGAAGGUGAAGUGGCAACGGUUGGAUGGCACCCCACUUUUCUCAAGACAUUUUGCAGUUAGCUCUGUCAGUCAACUCAGAACAGGAGCCCUUUCUAUUCACAAUUUAUGGGUUAAUGAUGAAGGAACAUACAUCUGUGAAGCUGAAAACCAGUUUGGAAAGAUUGCCUCAAAGCCAGCUACAGUUACAGUGACAGGACUUGUUGCACCUCUAAUUGGAAUGAGUCCUGCAACAGCUAAUGUCAUUGAAGGGCAACAACUGACUCUGUCAUGUGUACUACUGGCAGGGAACCCUAUCCCAGAGCGAAAAUGGAUUAAAAAUAGCAUGGUGGUGGUCCAGAAUCCCUAUAUCAGCCUCCGGAGUGAUGGGAGUCUUCACCUUGAAAGGGUUCGACUUCAGGAUGCUGGAGACUACACUUGUACGGCAGGCAAUGUUGUUGGGACAGACAACAAAACAACCACUGUCAAUAUCUUUGUUCCACCCAUAAUUCAGCAUGGACAACAGAUAUUCAGUACUAUAGAAGAUGUCCCAGUUACGUUGCCUUGCAAAGCCAGUGGAAUUCCUAAGCCAUCCAUAGUAUGGUCCAAGAAAGGAGAAGUGAUUUCUCCCAGCAGUUUAAAGUUUUCUGCAGGGUCUGAUGGAAGUCUUUAUGUAGUUUCUCCGGGAGGCGAGGAGUCUGGGGAAUACAUCUGCACUGCGACGAAUGCAGCAGGUUAUGCUACGCGGAAAGUACAGCUGAUGGUCUACGUAAAACCAAGAAUUUCCAGACCUGGAAUUCAGCAAGGAAGUUCAUCAGAUAACCCAACUGAGAUAUCAGUAACAGUUGGGGAAGAAGUGACACUUCCCUGUGAAGUGAAAAGUUUGCCACCUCCUAUAAUCACCUGGGCUAAAGAAAUGCAGCUUAUCUCUCCAUUUUCUCCCAGACAUACCUUACUCUCUUCAGGCUCAAUGAAGAUCACUGAGACAUGGGUGUCAGACGAUGGCUUGUACAUCUGUGUAGCCACAAAUAUUGCUGGAAAUGCAACCCAAAAAGUAAAACUACAUGUACAUGUUCCUCCAAAGAUACAACAUGGGCCUCGAGUGAUUAAAGCAAAGGUUGGUUACAGAAUCAAUAUACCUUGCAAUGCUCAAGGAAUCCCACCUCCAAGAAUUACUUGGCUUAAAGAUCAAAAUCCCAUUUUGAUAGACAACAGAGAGUAUGCUACUUCUCCAGAUGGAACCCUGAGUAUCAUCAAAGUUCUGCUUUCAGAUUCUGGAAUCUAUAAGUGUGUGGCCAGUAACAUUGCUGGCCAUGAUGAAACUGAGAUAAUGAUCCAGGUUCAAGAACCUCCAACUGUAGGAGCACUUAAUCCACCAUACAACACUCCAUUUCAAGAAAGAAUAGCAAAAGAACAAAUUGCGUUCCCAUGUCCAGUCAAAGGUACCCCAAAGCCUAUGAUAAAAUGGCUCCAUAACAACAGGGAGCUUACGGGCAAUGAACCUGGGCUUUCAAUUUUGGAAGAUGGAACGUUGCUGGUCAUUGCUUCCGCCACACCGUACAACAGUGGAGCCUAUAUCUGCACGGCAAUCAAUGAAGCUGGAAACACAGAAAUAACUUACAAUCUGAAAGUUUAUGUUCCACCUGAAAUCAAAGAUCAGGACAAGGUGACUAAUGCAUCUGUGGCCGUUAAUCAGCCUAUAGGUCUGUUCUGUGAGGUAUCUGGUGACCCUUUCCCAGUCAUCACUUGGUAUAAAGAUGAUAUGCAGGUUCUGGAGAGCAGUACUUUGCAGAUUUUGAACAGUGGAAAGUUGUUGAAACUUCUUAAAGUUGCAACUGAUGAUGCUGGCCAAUAUUCAUGUAAAGCCACCAAUAUCGCUGGGAGUUCAGAGAAAUUUUUCACUAUAGAUGUGCAGGUCCCACCCAUUGUAAGAGAUAUUGAACCCAAUGAAUUUUCUGUCAUCCUCAGCCAAGAGGCAACUUUAGAAUGUAGAGUCAGUGGGUCUCCUUUUCCUAUCAUCCAGUGGUUCAAAGAUGGCAAGCCCCUCUUUUUAGGUGAUCCUAAUAUUGAGAUUUUGGACAAAGGUCAGGUCCUUCAAAUAAAGAGUGCUCGAAGAAUUGACAAAGGACUCUACCAAUGCAGUGCAAGUAAUUCUGCAGGCAAACAGUUUAAGGAACUCAAACUCAUAAUCCACAUCCCACCUGCAAUUAAAGGAGAAAAUAUUACCACCAAGGUGUCAGCAUUGCUAAAUAGUACCUUAAAGCUGGAUUGUGAAACAAGAGGAAUCCCAGCUCCUACAAUAACAUGGUAUAAAGAUGGGAGUCCAAUUAUUUCUAGUCCCCAAGCCCUUUAUUUGGAAAAAGGGCAAUUUCUCCAGAUUCCUCGUGCUCAAGUCUCUGAUUCUGCUAAAUAUACCUGCCAGGCAACCAGUGAAGCUGGAAUGGCUGAAAAAAUAUUUCAAGUAGAUGUCUAUGUGCCCCCAAUGAUUGAGGGUGUCAGUGAAACCAUCAAAAACAAACAAGUGGUUCUUGGAAGUUCACUGAUAUUGGAAUGUAAUGCAGCUGGCAACCCUGCUCCCCUGUUAACCUGGCUGAAGGAUGGUGUUCCUUUAAAAGCAAGUGACAACGUCCAUGUUGUGUCUGGUGGGAAGAAGCUGGAGAUCCUGAAUGCUGUUGAGGCUGACCAUGGCCAGUAUGUGUGUGUAGCUACCAGCAUAGCUGGGCAACAGGAAAUCAAAUAUGACGUGGAAAUCCUAGUUCCACCAAGUUUGGAAGGAGGAAAUGAAUCUUCAGACUACAUUGUGAUUCUCCACAACCAGCUGGAAUUGGAAUGUCCAGCAGUAGGAACACCCCUGCCUAUGAUCACAUGGUUAAAAAAUGGCCAGCCAAUUGAAGGAGGAGUUGGAUAUAAAAUUUUACUCAAUGGACGCAGGCUUCUCAUCUCUCGGGCUGAAGUGUCAGACACAGGCCAUUAUCAGUGUAUAGCAACCAACAAGGCAGGAGAGAACAAAAAGGAAUUUGAUGUGAUUGUGCACGUCUAUCCAACAAUCAAAAUGAAUGGACCUUCUGAAAGAUUUGUGGUGAUACACAAACCAGUAACCCUGCAGUGCAUUGCUAAUGGCACACCAAUCCCUUCUAUCACAUGGUUAAAAGAUAGUCAGCCUGUAAACACUGCUAGAGAAAACAUUGGACUGGAAUCUUCAGGGCGCAUUCUACAGAUUGCCAAGGCCUUAAAAGAAGAUGCUGGCAGAUACACCUGUAUAGCAACAAAUGCAGCUGGGGAAGUCCAGCAAUUCAUUCGUCUGCACGUAUAUGAGCCACCCAGUCUGAAGGAUGCAGGAAUGAUAAGAAAUGAGACUGUUAUUGUGAACAAUCCAAUACAACUAGAGUGCAGAGUGUCUGGAAAUCCUGUGCCAGUUAUCACAUGGUACAAAGAUAAUCUUCCUCUCACCAAUGUGGCUGGCAUCACUUUCUUGAACAGAGGGCAAGUUGCCCAAAUAGAUGCAGCCCAGAUCUCUGACACUGGGAUUUAUAAAUGUGUGGUGGCAAAUGCAGCAGGAGUGGCUGAAUUAUUCUACAGUCUUCAGGUCCAUGUUCAGCCCUCCAUUUCAGGGAAUAAUGAAAUGGUAACUGUUGUCGUUAAUAAUCCAGUGAGGUUGGAAUGUGAAGCUCGUGGAAUCCCUGCUCCCAUUCUGACCUGGCUGAAGGAUGGCAGUCCUGUUUCUAGUGUUUCAGAUGGACUGCAGAUUCUUUCUGGAGGUCGCAUCCUGGCACUGACAAGUGCUCAGAUCAGUGAUACAGGAAGGUACACAUGUGUUGCAGUAAACGCAGCAGGAGAAGAACAAAGGGAUAUUGAUCUCAGAGUUUAUGUUCCACCUAAUAUUAUGGGAGAGGAACAGAACGUCUCUGUGGCCAUGGGGGAACAUUUGGAACUCCGCUGCCAAAGUAAUGCUAUCCCUCCACCCACGCUUCAGUGGCUGAAGGAUGGUCAGCUGCUGCAGAAGAAGGUGGGCGUCACCAUUACGGAAGGUGGGAGUGUAUUGAAGAUUGAACAAGCACAAGUGCAAGACACUGGACGCUAUACUUGUGAAGCGACAAACAUUGCUGGGAAAAUGGAAAAAAACUACAAUGUCAAUGUAUGGGUGCCACCAAGUAUUUACAGUUCAGAUAUGGUAACUCAGCUGACUGUAAUUGAAGGGAACCUCAUCAGUAUGAUGUGUGAGUCCAGUGGAAUCCCACCGCCCACUCUUGGGUGGAGAAAAAAUGGUUCUCCACUACUAGCUGACCCUACAGGGAGAGUCAGGAUCCUAUCAGGAGGAAGACAGCUGCAAAUUUCUAUUGCUGAAAAAUCAGAUGCAGCCUCCUAUACGUGCAUAGCUUCAAAUGUAGCUGGAAUAACAAAGAAAGAAUAUAAAUUGCUAGUGUACAUUCGUCCAACUAUACUGGACAAUGGGAAUGCACAAUCAGACGUCACUGUAACUCAAGGGAAUGACAUUUCACUUGAAUGCCAAGCGGAUGGUAUUCCUCAACCAGCUGUCACCUGGAUGAAAGAUGGUCAGCCAUUAGCCAAUGGGAGAGGAGCUGAAAUACUAAAUGAGGGGCGUGGUCUUCGACUUAAAAGUGCACAGGUGUCGGACACUGGUCGCUAUGUAUGUGUUGCUGUGAAUGUGGCAGGAGUGACCGACAGGAAAUAUGACUUAAAUGUUCAUGUCCCCCCAAGAAUUGUGGGUAAUCUGGUUCAGCCAGAAAAUGUAAGUGUUGUGGAGAAAAGCCCCGUCACACUGAUUUGUGAAUCUUCAGGAAUUCCCCAUCCAUCAGUAACAUGGUUGAAGUAUGGACAGCUGGUCUCUUUAAGUAACUCUGCAAGAAUCCUAUCUGGUGGCAGGAUGUUACGUCUAAUGCAGGUGAAAGUGGAAGAUGCUGGUCAUUAUAUCUGUGUGGUGACUAAUGUAGCAGGAGAAGACAGGAAAAGCUUUGAACUUUCAGUGUUAGUUCCUCCAGGCAUUGUAGGAGAAAAUAAACUGGAAGAUGUAAAAGUGAAAGAAGGACAUAGCAUUAUGCUGACAUGUGAAGUGACAGGGAAUCCUGUUCCAGGAAUCACUUGGCUAAAAGAUGGGCAAACUCUUCUAGAGGAUGAUGGCCAUCAGUUAAUGUCUAGUGGACGCUUUCUUCAGAUUACAAAAGCUGAAGUCGCUGACACAGGGAGAUAUACCUGUGUUGCCUCCAAUACAGCUGGAGACAAAAGUAAAAGCUUCAGUGUUAAUGUACUUGUGUCUCCAUCCAUUGUGGGUGCAGAUAAUGAUGGGGGUGCAGAAGAAGCCACGGUUAUCUUAAAUAACCCAACCUCCUUGGUUUGUGAGGCUUAUUCAUAUCCACCUGCCAUAGUCACUUGGCUGAAAGAUGGAGCUCCCAUAGAGUCAAACAAGAACAUCAGGAUUUUGCCAGGUGGUCGAACGCUACAAAUUCUGAAUGCACAGGAGGGCAACUCUGGUAGAUAUACUUGCAUAGCUACAAAUGAAGCAGGGGAAACGUUAAAACAUUAUGAGGUGAAAGUCUAUAUCCCUCCUAUGAUAAGCAGAGGGGAUUUGUCAGGAGUGGGCUUGUCCCCUAAAGAGGUGAAGAUCAGAGUGAACAACAGUCUUACCCUGGAAUGUGAAGUUCAUGCAAUUCCUGCUGCUGGCAUCAGAUGGUACAAGGAUGGACAGCCUAUUACAUCAGAUGAUCACCUAACAAUCCAAGGUGGUGGACGUAUCCUUCAGAUUAAGGCAACUCAGAUAUCUGACACUGGCCGAUACAGUUGUGUUGCCUCAAAUAUAGCUGGCGAGGAUGAGCUGGAGUUUGAUGUCAGUAUACAAGUUCCUCCUAGUUUUCGAAAACCAUUUGGAAGCUGGGAAGAUGGAGAUCUGCUAAGUAGAGGACAAGGGGGAGGAACCAAAGAUGUGAUUGCAAAUAAUCCUCUGUCUUUAUACUGUGAAACUAAUGCUGUGCCCCCUCCAGUACUUACAUGGUAUAAAGAGGGUUUUCCACUGAGUUCCAGUGAUAAAGUACUGAUACUUCCAGGAGGUCAUGUGUUGCAGAUUCCAAGAGCUCAGAGUGAAGAUGCUGGACGAUAUACUUGUGUGGCCAUGAAUGAAGCAGGAGAAGAUUCUAUCCAAUAUGAUGUCCGCGUGCUUUUGCCACCAUCCAUUAAUGGUGCCAAUGGUGAUGUGACUGAGGAGCUGACUAUCCUUAUGGACAAAAUGGCAAUGAUGGAAUGUAGACCAAAUGGCAAUCCUUCUCCAAGCAUAAUCUGGCAGAAAGAUGGGCAGCUAAUACUUGAAGAUUCCCAUCACAAAUUCUUAGUAGGCGGAAGAACUCUUCAGAUCCAUAAUACUCAAAUAACAGAUACAGGCAGGUAUGUCUGUGUUGUGGAGAACACAGCAGGACGUGCCCAAAGAUAUUUUAAUCUUAAUGUCCAUGUGCCUCCCAAUAUUAUUGGAAUUAAUCCUGAGAAUUUAACUGUUGUGGUGAAUAACUUCAUCUCAUUGACAUGUGAGGUCACUGGCUUCCCACCUCCUGAUCUCAGUUGGCUCAAGGAUGGAAAACAUCUCAACUUGAACACAAAUGUUCUCAUUGUUCCUGGUGGUCGCACAUUGCAGAUUCCGAGGGCACGUUUAUCUGAUGGCGGUGAAUAUAUUUGCAUAGCCAGAAAUAGUGCUGGAGAAAGCAUCAGGAGGAGUUUCCUUACUGUUUAUGUUCCUCCAAGUAUUAAAGGCCACAGCAGCACAGCUCUUGCCGUAGUCAAUGUGAGAGUGGGAAUGCCAGUGACAUUAGAGUGUGAAUCCAAUGCUGUUCCACCUCCCAUCAUCACCUGGUACAAGAAUGGGCGUAUGAUCACAGUUUCAUCCAAAGUAGGGAUUACAGCAGGUGGACAGACACUCCAUAUCAAGACUGCUGAGGUAUCUGAUACAGGCCAAUAUGUAUGUAAAGCCAUAAAUAUUGCAGGACGUGAUGACAAAAAUUUCGAUCUUAAUGUUCAUGUACCACCUACCAUUGAAGGCCCUGAGCAAGAGUGGAUCAAUGAAACCAUCAGCAACCCUGUAACUCUUACAUGUGAUGCUACUGGAAUUCCUCCACCAGCAAUAACUUGGCUUAAGAAUGGAAAACCACUUGAAAAUUCUGCCACCCUCGAGUUGCAUAUUUUGUCAGGAGGAAGCAAGCUGCAAAUUGCCAGGCCUCACUAUUCUGAUAAUGGAAAUUAUUCCUGCAUUGCUUCAAACGUAGAAGGCAAAGCUCAGAAAUUUUAUGUCCUUUCUGUUCAGAUUCCUCCAGAUAUUGUUGGUUCUGAAAUGCCAAGUGAAGUCAGUGGCAUCCUUGGAGAAAACAUCCAGCUUUCUUGUAAGGCCAGUGGAAUCCCUACACCUGUCAUUCAGUGGCUAAAAGAUGGAAAACCAAUCAGCAGUGAUGAAUCUCAGCGUAUCAGCCUGGCUCCAAAUGGGACCUUACUAAACAUUUUUGGGGCCCUUACAAGUGAUGGAGGGAAAUAUACUUGUGUUGCUACCAAUCCUGCAGGGGAAGAGGACCGAAUAUUCAGUGUGAAUAUAUAUGUGCCACCAACUAUCAAUAAAAAUAAAGAGGUACCUGAGGCCCUAACUGUCUUAUUAGAUACUUCAAUAAACAUUGAAUGCCAAGCUGUGGGCACUCCAUCUGCACAGAUAAAUUGGCUGAAAAAUGGUCUUCCCCUCUCUACAUCUUCCCACAUCAGGUUACUCUCAGGUGGACAGGUACUCAGAAUUGUUAAAGCACAGCUAGCUGAUGUUGGCAUGUACACAUGUGUAGCCUCCAACAGAGCUGGUGUCGACAAUAAACUUUAUAGCCUUCAGGUUUAUGUACCUCCAAGCAUAAACAACAGUGGAGAAACAGAAGAAGUAACUGUAGUAAAAGGGAAUCCAGUAUCUUUGGUGUGUUUGGCUAAUGGAACACCAAUACCUACUAUAUCGUGGCUGAAAGAUGGUCAGACUUUAAGCACUAGCUUUCACGUGACUCUUGAAAACCCAAAAAUGGGUAUUCAUAUAUUAAAGUCAGAGAUUAAUGAUACAGGUAGAUAUACCUGUAUAGCAUCUAAUGAAGCUGGGGAAGUCAACCAGCACUUUACUCUGAAAGUGCUAGAACCUCCUCAUAUUAAUAAAUCAGAUAACCCAGAAGAAAUUACUACAGUGAUUAACAACCCUCUAGAGCUCUUCUGUAUCUCAGAUGGGAUUCCAAUCCCCAAACUAACAUGGAUGAAGGAUGGGCGCCCACUGCCUCAAUCAGACAAUUUUCGUAUUCUAAGAGGAGGAGAGGUCUUUCGAAUAUCCAGUGCUCAGGUAGAAGAUACUGGAAGAUAUACAUGUUUGGCUUCUAGCCCUGCAGGAGAUGAUGACAAAGAAUAUUUAGUGAGAGUACAUGUUCCCCCUAAUAUUGCUGGCACAAGUAGUUCUCAAAAUCUGAGUGUGCUACAGAACCGGCAGAUUAUACUGGAGUGCAAAUCAGAUGCAGUGCCUCCUCCUGCCCUUACAUGGCUCAGAGAUGGAGAAAUUUUGGAGGCAACUCCCCGAGUUCGCAUCUUAUCCAGUGGAAGAUAUUUGCAAAUCAACAAUGCAGACCUCAAGGAUGCGGCAAAUUAUACUUGUGUUGCAAGCAAUGUUGCAGGCCGAACCGCAAGAGAGUUUGUGUUGGCUGUAAAUGUUCCUCCUUCAAUCAAAAGUGGUCCUCAGACUGUGAUUGCGAAUAUUAAUAUGUCUGCUGUCUUGGAGUGUGCUGUGGAAGGCAUUCCAGCCCCAAGAGUUUCAUGGAGAAAAGAUGGAACCCUUUUUGCUGGAAACAAUGUCAGAUAUUCACUGUCAGGUAAUGGAUCUCUUCAUAUACAUUCAGCCCAAGUUACUGACAUUGGGAGGUAUCUUUGUAUGGCAACCAAUGUGGCUGGCACUGAGCGUAAGCGGAUUGAUCUUUAUGUCCAUGUUCCUCCAUGUAUUGCUCCAGGACCUGUCAACAUCACAGUAACUGUAAAUAUACAAACCACACUACCAUGUGAAACUACAGGGAUCCCUAAGCCAGCCGUAACCUGGGAAAAAAAUGGGCAGGUUCUCAAUUUGGAUCAGAACCAGAACUUGUUCAGGCUUUUAUCUUCAGGAUCACUAGUAAUCCUUUCUCCUACUGUAGAAGACACUGCACUCUAUGAAUGUACAGUAGCAAAUGAAGCAGGCAAAGAUCAAAGGACCAUUAGUCUCAUGGUAGAAGUGCCACCAUCCAUAGCAGAUGAGGUUACAGAUUUAUUAGUAACCAAGUCGUCCCCGAUAGUCAUCCCUUGCACUGCAUCAGGUGUUCCAGUGCCGACAGUCCACUGGACCAAGAACGGAAUGAAACGUCCCUCACGAGGAAAUGGCUUCAGAAUUCUGUCUUCAGGUGCUAUCAACAUAAGUUCUGCUCAGUUGGACCAUGCAGGAAAGUAUACCUGCACUGCAAGGAAUGCUGCUGGUUCUGCCCAUAGACAUAUCACCCUUCAUGUUCAGGAACCACCGACAAUACGAGUGCAACCUGGAGCAUUAGACGUUAUUCUGAACAACCCAGUCCUCCUACCCUGUGAAGCACUAGGCACGCCUCAUCCUGUAAUAUCAUGGCAAAAGGAAGGGGGAAUAGGUAUACAAUGCUUCCCAGUGGCAGCCUACAGAUUGCUAAAGCUGCUGCUGAAGAUGCUGGAACUUACAUGUGUGUUGCUCAGAAUCCAGCAGGCACUGCUCUUGGGAAGAUCAAAUUAAAAAUUCAAGUUCCUCCAGCUAUCAAAUCCCAUCCCAAAGAAUAUGUGGUUGUUGUGGAUAAACCUGUCACCCUGUUGUGUGAAACAGAAGGC
This is a messenger RNA of Python bivittatus (Burmese python), 12292 nucleotides long. Lineage: Eukaryota; Metazoa; Chordata; Lepidosauria; Squamata; Pythonidae. The record is from RefSeq and is a predicted model, not a curated record.